AUGGAUAAAAAUAUUGGCGAGCAACUCAAUAAAGCUUAUGAAGCCUUUCGACAGGCAUGCAUGGAUAGAGAUUCUGCAGUAAAAGAACUACAGCAAAAAACUGAGAACUAUGAGCAGAGAAUACGUGAGCAACAGGAACAGCUGUCACAUCAGCAAACGCUCAUUGACAAGCUCAAGUCACAGUUACUUCUGGUGAAUUCCAGUCGAGAUAACAGUUGUGGCUAUGUUCCCCUGCUUGAAGACAGUGAAGCAAGGAAGAAUAAUUUGACUCUUGAUCAGCCUCAUGAUAAAGCAAAAUCAGGAAUACCAAGAGAAAAAGAAUCAAAGGGUGGCCACACUUCGAAGAAGACUUUCUGGGAUCUGAAAGAAGAAUUUCAUGGAAUAUGCAUGCUAGCUAAAGCACAAAAAGAUCACUUAAGCAAACUUAAUGUACCAACCACUGCAGCUGAGACACAGUGCUCUAUGCCUAUACAGUGUACGGAUAAAACAGAUAAACAAGAAGUGCUGUUUAAGCCUCAGGCAAAAGAUGAUAUAAAUAGAGGUGCACCAUGCAUCACAUCUGUCACAUCAAGAGGACUGGGCCAAGAUGAGGAAGACACAUCUUUUGAAUCACUUUCUAAAUUCAAUGUCAAGUUUCCACCUACGGACAAUGACUUGACUUUCUUACAUAGCACUCCAGAAAGACCCGAUGUCCUUGGUUCUGUCACAGCUGAGACUGUGUGCCAGGAUCAAUUUAAUAUGGAGCCCAGAGACAAUCCAGGAAACUUUGUCAAAACAGAAGAAACUUUAUUUGAAAUUCAGGGAAUUGACCCCAUAGCUUCAGCUAUACAAAACCUUAAAACAACUGACAAAACAAAACCCUCAAAUCCUUGUAUUAGGACAUCUCUGGACAGAGUUCCGUGUUUGCCACCUGGAGACCAUAAUGCAUUAUUUGUAAAUACAUUCCCACUUCAGGACCCAUCUGAUGCACCUUUUCCUUCACUCGAUUCCCCAGGAAAAGCUAUCCGAGGACCACAGCAGCCCAUUUGGAAGCCCUUUCCUAAUCAAGACAGUGACUUAUCAGUACCAAGUGGCACAGGCUCUGAACUGCAUAUACCUCGAGUAUGUGAAUUCUGUCAAGCAGUUUUUCCACCAUUCAUUACAUCCAGGGGGGAUUUCCUCCGGCAUCUUAAUUCACACUUCAAUGGGGAGACUUAA
Molecule: messenger RNA, 1197 nt
Organism: Rangifer tarandus platyrhynchus (Svalbard reindeer)
Lineage: Eukaryota; Metazoa; Chordata; Mammalia; Artiodactyla; Cervidae
Source: the annotation of a GenBank genome assembly